Anthonomus grandis grandis is the source of this 4038-nucleotide messenger RNA. RefSeq names its product hamartin (gene Tsc1). Gene Ontology annotation, biological process: regulation of cell cycle; negative regulation of cell population proliferation; negative regulation of TOR signaling. Gene Ontology annotation, cellular component: TSC1-TSC2 complex. The transcript has 22 exons. The record is from RefSeq and is a predicted model, not a curated record. Lineage: Eukaryota; Metazoa; Arthropoda; Insecta; Coleoptera; Curculionidae. Bases 306 to 3602 code for a protein of 1098 amino acids.
GUGGGAGAAGAAACUAGGGUUAAUGUCAAUAUAUGAAACGAAUCAUCAGCUGUUUUCGCAGAAUUUCUACUUGUUUUUUGACAGUUAUCGUCCGGGUUUCCGGGUACAAGAGAAUUGUUUGGUUGUGAGGCGUGAGGUGCCUGGUGUAAGGGAUUGAUGGUUUCAAGAAGAAAAAUGCACAUUUCAGUUUUCUUUUGGCCACUGUUUAUGUUGCUACUAUUGAGUCUCUAAAUUUGAACCCUUACUUUUUAUUAUUUUCAAUUACUUUUUCUUUUACAAUUUUAAUUUGAGCAGUUGCUGCAAUCAUGACAACCCAGGCAGACAAAAUUAUUGAUAUGUUGGAAUCAGGGGACAAGGAGGUGGUUAAAGAAGCAAAAAAGACUAUAUGGGACCUGUUUUCGAGAGUUCAAGAUCCAUGGUUGAUAAAUGGGCUUUAUGAUUACUAUUUGAGUACCAAUUCAGUGAGGUGCAUGGAGGUCCUCAUAACAUUGAAAGAGCCCCACCAGCAUUUUUUGUUUGAUAAAUUGUGUGAUUCAGUUACAAAUCCAAAAACCAACCUCAAAGUUAGAGUCCAAGCUUUUACAUUAUUAGGGCAUAUUGCAAGAAGCCAACCUACUUGGUUGCAGAAAUUACCUGAUCAUAGCCUUUUUAAGGAAAUUUUAAAAUAUUUAUUGAAAGAAACAGAGCUUUUACCACUGAUAAGUGCCCUAUUGUUAUUAAUAGUGCUACUACCUAUGUUUCCUUCCUCUAUUGGCAAACAUCUUGAAGAUAUUUUUGACAUUUUUAGUCGGUUGGCUGCAUGGAAUUCUCAUGUACCUGGAAAACUAGUAGAAGACCAAAUGAUCCACCUCCAAGUGGCCUUAUAUGCACUCUUUCUCAGGUUGUACGGCAUGUAUCCCGGAAAUUUUUUGUCUUAUUUGAGAAGUAAUUUUAAAGAUAGAAACAAUCCAGUGUUUUGUCAUACUAUUAAGCCUAUGAUGGAUACAGUUAAGAUGCAUCCUUCUCUUGUAACGACGUCUAAAGAAAAUGAAACAACAACUGAAAGGUGGAAAAAGAUGGGUGUUCAUGAUGUCAUUGUGGAAUGUGAACGUUUUAGUUUAGAUAUUACCGACAGAUGUCCUCACGAGACCUGUCAGAACACCACCGAAUUUCGAUCGAGAUCUGGUACCAUGAAUUCAACAGUAGGAAAUGUACCUAUGACUGAUGCUUCAUAUUAUCAUCAGCAGAAUAUUCGAAGUCUAGCUUCCUUACAAAUUUCCAGCCAUGAGGACACAUUUUUUUCACCGAGCCAGGUUUUUCCGGUUCAAAACGAGUCCUUGGGACUAACACAUCAUAGGCAUAUGCAUGUUAAGAGCUUAAUAGGCAGAGCCAGUUACCCGGUUAGUCAAGAAGGAUCUCCCCCUGAAGCGGCCAUAGAAGCAACCCCAGAAACAACGCCCAUAAGAGAUUUCAGCGCGACGCCAGUGAUGCCACUGGCGUCGAAAACAAGUGUCGCCCGCGCUUUGACAUCGUUCCGCUCAAACUCGAGCGGAUACAUAGUGAGCGGAACGCCCACCAACAGCGUGCCGUCUUCUCCUAUGCGUAAGGAACCAUCGCCGUUCAUCUUUCCCGUAGCGAGCAGCGCGGUAUUUAUGCCGAUAGCGCAGGGUAGCUCAUCACUGAGCCAGACUUUGGCUUAUAAACUGACGCAGGAGAGGCAAUACCCGCAGGUAUCUGAUUGCCAAACGUCCAAGCCGCCACCCUCCAGCCCGUUAAAGAUCAUGAACUCCGACUCCAAUCGGCAAAGGAUCGAGUCACCGGUUAGUCAGGAGGACGAGGAGGUUACCUCCAUAUCCGUGUCCGCAAACAAAACGGACACAAGUGUAAAGAAAAGAGUCUCUAGAUAUUGUGAUAGUGUUUUGCCUGAUUUUGAAGAUUCUGAUUGUAAAGACACAGAUGAUAUAGAGCAUGGAUCGCCGUGCGCUGCCGGUGGUUUGCAUAUGCCUAACUCGAAAUCGAUAAAUAACUUUAAAAAACGCAUAAGGCGUUUUAGGAAAGAUAGCCAGUGUAGCGCAGAACCCGAUUUAUCCGAUACAGUACAAAUGUCUACAGGAAGCAGUCCUGGUAAUGGUCUUCCUAUUGGAAACAACUCCACUGUGCGAAGAGCGAAAUCCUGUCCUGAUAUGAAGAAAACGCCUUAUAUAUUACCUAAGUCCAAACCGUUUUACGAAACCGAUGAAGAAACUGUAUCGGAAGAUCAGGGUUCUAAUCACUCGAAUGGAGUGGAAGGACGCAGUAGGCGACAGAAAUUUUCGGCUUUGAUGGAUUCUGCAACACAAACCGAAGUUUUCUGGCCGAUGCCUUACGAGCACCUGUUUCUAAACGUUUUUCCAUCCCUUAAGGAGGAAUCCCUAGAAGUCAAACCGAGUCCGGUUCCCAGCCCGGCUCCCGCCUUGAAUCAGGUGGUUGAAACGUAUAAACCUUCACUAUAUGACAUUCUAGACAAGUAUAUUGAAAAAAGUGUUGCUACGGGUGAUAGCAACACCUUAAGGGAGCAACUUCAGUUAUUACAUCAGCAGUUCUUGUUUGAGAGGCACCGUAGAGAGACGCAUGCCUAUAGAAAUAGAAGAUUGUUAUCAGACGCCAAGAGUACGAGAUUGUUGGAAGAAUGUAACUCGGCUUUGAGAGAUCAAGUGCAGUUGGAACAAAAGGAAAUUGACGACUUACGAAAGCAGCUUGAGGAUGAUCGAAAACAAUCGCUGACGUUUCAGAAAGAGUUAACUAAUACUGUAGAUUACUUGCAGGAUAAGUGUAAAAAAUUGACUGAUGAGAAUGCGAGGUUAAAAGAUUUAAAUAAGAACUUGGAGUUAGACUUGACGAGCUAUCAAUCUAAGUGCUGUUCUAUAGACAAAGAAAGGCAAGAAGCGCAGGCUACCCUUUUGGAUGCUUUAGCUGAAGGAAAGAUUGCAAAAGAGCAAGCUCUAGCUGGAGAAAAAGUAAAACAGGAACUGCAACGUGUAAAUAGAGAACUUCUACUUAUGGGAGAACUCCAUAUAAAAUACCUGGAACAGCUUGAUCAAUUGCCAUCUAUAGGACAAUAUGAAGAAUCUUGUAAACGAAUUGCUGACGCCUAUAAGGAGGAAGUUAAGACGUUGCAACAUCUGGUAGAAGCGAAAUCAUCGACAUUAGAAGCCUAUCGAUCGCGGAUUUUUGAACUGGAACACUCCUUGACUGCUAAGGAGGAAAUCAUUGCUAGUCAGAAACGUACUUUGACUGCGGUUAAUGAAGAAAAAGAAUCAGUUUUAGCGGCCGUAAAUAGUAAGUACCGAACUCAGCUGACCAUUAACCACGUUCUCGAAGGAAGCAUGUUAGAGCUGCGUCAAAAAAUAGAGGCGGAAAUUGCACGUAGGCGAACCCACUCUCCUGACACCUCGAGUUGUCACGAGGUCCACGCCUCACUGACGACAGGUGCGGGGGGGUUAAGUCCACAACAUUCUUCACCUUUGUCUGCGUCACUGGCGUCCUCUGAAGAUAUGCAGCCUGAGGCAAGGCAUGUGCAGAUGUAUAUGGACCAAGAGGGAAGCUCGAGGGCUUAUUCAGACGAGCCGGGGCACACUGGAUAAACUGACUGAUAUUUUUCACUAUUAUUAUUACGCAGACGUUAUUAUAGUUAAUAUGAUUUAGUAUUGUAAGCAUAAAACCAUAGACAGUAAGUAAAGACAAAGGAUCUUAAGUACUUUUAUACAAACCUAGGAGAUCUAAGAUUGUCACACGUUUAGUUGAAGAGGCUAUUGUUUACUUGUACCAAAGCAGUUGAAUAUAGCAAUUUAAUAAACUUAACACCACGUGUUAAUCAAGUUUACUAAAUUCUUACAGUUUAUUGUUUGACAUUCUGUAGGAGGCUCGCCCUUUAUGUUUGGCAGUUGAAGCAAAAUUUUUCUUUAUUGACAUACAGCAUAACUAUUAGAAGUUGACGAGAUUUAAGUGUUACUGCGACUAUAUUAUAUGUUGUUAAUCAAAAUAAUUCAAAACCGAUUUUUAUUAAAUGUGUUUAAAAUA